GAGGAAAUCCUCAGAUAUUGUAAUCCCUCACUUCCGACGCAGGACUGGAGAGUUUUAAGGCUGGAGAGGACUGAUGAACCGUAUCGGCAAGCGCUGAUAAUGCUAAACACGGAAUCCAUCGGUCCUCUCAGCAAACAAAGGGAGCCAUAAGCUAUGGUUUUGAGAUGGUAGUGCUGAAAGUACUUCCAUCUGAUGCCAGGGCUGAUGGCCCCCAAGCUGCGGUGGAUGCGACAAGGGCUACUGACGGUCAAACGACCGUGGAAAUUGAUGCGUCAGAGGGCGCCGACGGUCAAAUGGCCGUGGAAGUGGUCGAUCCGAAUCUCUCGAAUGUGGCGAGUGUUGGAGGCGGUUCGUCGAUUGGCGACUCCGUCUUCAGCCUCGAACAACUGUUCGAGGAGGUUCGGGUCGAUCACGACUUGGGCGCUGAAAUAGCGCUCCUGGAGGAAAGUCUGAAGGAUGAAAUUCCUCCAGAUUAACCUCCAGCAUGCGAAGGCGGCUUCCGCCAAUCUAUUGCUCCGUCUGGAACAAGACGGAGCCGAUGUCGUCCUGAUUCAGGAACCGCGGCUGAUUGGUAAGGGGAUCUCUGGAUUGAGGACAAAGAGCCAUAGGCUCCUAGGAAAACUUUUAGGAACCCUCGGAACACGGACUGGGAGGGUUACCACAGGAGUUUUCGGCAAACUCUCCCACGCGCACCGGGGGUGGACUCGUUGGCCACUACCGAUGCGGUGGAGGAGUGGGUUGAAGUCUUCAGCUCGGCGUGCAAGGCUGCGUUGGAGAGGUCUUGUCCAGUGAGAUCGCCGAAGGGCAAAAAGAAACCUCUAUGAUGGACUACGGCGCUCUCAGAUAUCAGGGCGUCUUGUAGACGGCUUUUCAACAAGGCCCGCAGAAGUGGGUUAUCUGAGGACUGGGC
Messenger RNA from Bactrocera dorsalis (oriental fruit fly), 910 nucleotides. RefSeq lists its product as uncharacterized. The transcript has a single exon. The record is from RefSeq and is a predicted model, not a curated record. NCBI's taxonomy places the organism in Eukaryota, Metazoa, Arthropoda, Insecta, Diptera, Tephritidae. The coding region runs from base 165 to 476 and encodes 103 amino acids.